This is a messenger RNA of Perognathus longimembris pacificus (Pacific pocket mouse), 1407 nucleotides long. RefSeq names its product anti-silencing function 1B histone chaperone (gene Asf1b). The transcript has 3 exons. Gene Ontology annotation, molecular function: histone binding. Gene Ontology annotation, cellular component: nucleus. The record is from RefSeq and is a predicted model, not a curated record. NCBI's taxonomy places the organism in Eukaryota, Metazoa, Chordata, Mammalia, Rodentia, Heteromyidae. Gene Ontology annotation, biological process: DNA replication-dependent chromatin assembly. The coding region runs from base 166 to 765 and encodes 199 amino acids.
GAGGAGAAGCGCAGUUCGGGCCGGCGGCGGAGCGAGGAGGUGGGCUUCCUUACGGGUCAGGCCGUCCUUCCCGGCGUCCCGCGCCCCUCUUUCCUCACAGAUCUUCCCGCCGGACCCAGACGCGCGCGGGACCCGCUGCAGCUGCUUCCGUCACCCGGCGAGGCGAUGGCGAAGGUGUCGGUGCUGAAUGUGGUGGUGCUGGAGAACCCGAGUCCUUUCCACAGCCCCUUCCGGUUCGAGAUCAGCUUCGAAUGCAACGAGGCCCUGCCGGACGACCUGGAGUGGAAACUCAUUUAUGUGGGCUCAGCAGAAAGUGAGGCAUUUGAUCAGAUCCUGGACUCCGUCCUGGUGGGCCCAGUCCCUGCUGGGAGGCACAUGUUUGUGUUCCAGGCUGACGCCCCCAAUCCAUCCCUCAUUCCUGAGACGGACGCGGUGGGCGUGACUGUAGUCCUCAUCACCUGCACGUACCAUGGCCAGGAGUUCAUCCGCGUGGGCUACUAUGUCAACAACGAGUACCCCAACCCUGAGCUGCGGGAAAACCCACCCCCUAAGCCAGACUUCUCUCAACUCCAGCGGAACAUCCUGGCCUCAAACCCCCGGGUGACACGCUUCCACAUCAACUGGGAAAACACAGACAGGCUGGAGGCUCCUGACAGCCAGGACCCCACCCUGGCCUUCAGUCUCGGCUGCACUCCUGUCAAGGGCCUGGGCCUCCCCGCCUGCAUCCCUGGUCUGCUCCCUGAGAACUCUAUGGAUUGCCUCUGACUUGGAGGCCUGCCCUGUUGAGCCAGGACUGCUGCCCAGCUCAUUUGCUUAGCUGCCUGCCACAGUUGGGCAGGCUGGUCAGGAGGGCAGCGGACCCCAUCAGAGCUGAGCCAGAAGAAGGAAUGGGGCUCAGCUCUCUUCCGGCCUCAUUUGCCCUCUUAAAAGCCGAAUAGGCCUCGGGCCGGUGCUUCCGUGGUUUGUUCUUUCUGACUUGGGAUGUUUUUUUCUGCCACUUGCAGGCUGGGGUACCCCUCAGCCCCUGUGACCCCCAUUGACCACCAAGCUCUUCCCACAAGCCACUUGCUUCCCCACUAGCUGGGUCAUUUUCCCACAGGGUGCUGUCACCCCUUUCCUUUCCCAAACUUCUGAUGGGGUUCCCCCAGCUCUGCCUUACAGACUAGUGGACACUGAAGCUUUUUUGAAUAACCCAGGAUGUGGCUUUCCCUGGGGGCUGAGUUGAGAUGGGGGUGUGGUGUCCAGAGGGCUUCUGUGCCCCCCCCCAUAUGCCCACCUGGAGACCACCAAAGCAUUUCCCCACACCCUGGUCCCCUCUCUGCUCCCUGAACCCUGUUUGAGAGUGCAGUUUUCUAUUUUGAUAGCAGAAGUGUUUUGGUUGUUCUGUAAUAAAAAGCACUUCAUGAA